AUGCAGUCCUGGAUCGCAACUCCAAAACUGGUGCCACCUACUUUCAGGAUCAAUCUUCUAUCAUCAAUUAAUGUGAUCUACAUCAUCUCAACACUUUGUCAAGUUUUGAGUAUCAUUAAUUACCACUGCUCGUCCAAGGCUCAGACGGACAGGGACACUGGUGAGGAGAAGCCGCCUGCUGAGAAAGAGCUGGCGAGUGAAGACAUUAAGAAGCCACCCCAGCCUCAAGAGGGGACGAAGUCUAGCCAGAGAGACCCGACACUGUAUCUGUUUGGGAGAACUGGCCGGGAAAAAGAGGAAUGGUUUAGGAGGUUCGUCCUGGCGUCCAAACUGAAGUCAGACCUCAAGAAGCUGCCUGGGGUUUCUGGAAGUAAAUCAGGGCUUUUGCCCACCCACAGCAGACACGGCAGCCCCUCGGGGCACCUGACCCAUAGCCGAAGCAGCAGCAAAGGCAGCGUGGAGGAGAUGAUGUCCCAGCCCAAGCAGAAGGAGCUGGUGGGCAGCGUGCGGCAGAAGGUGCUCCUGGACUACAGCGUGUACAUGGGCAGGUGUGUGCCCCAGGAUGAGCGAAGCCCCCACAGGAGCCCUGUGCAGAGUGCGGAGAGCAGCCCCACAGCUGGGAAGAAGUUGCCGGAGGCCCCACCCUCUGAGGAGGAAGAGCAAGAAGCCUGGGUGAAUGCCUUGCUUGGAAGAAUAUUUUGGGACUUCUUAGGCGAGAAAUACUGGUCUGAUCUGGUGUCAAAGAAAAUCCAGAUGAAACUCAGCAAAAUUAAGCUCCCCUACUUUAUGAAUGAGCUAACACUGACAGAACUUGACAUGGGUGUGGCUGUGCCAAAAAUCCUUCAGGCCUUCAAGCCUUAUGUUGAUCACCAAGGACUCUGGAUCGAUUUCGAAAUGUCUUACAACGGGUCCUUUCUGAUGACUCUCGAGACCAAAAUGAACUUGACCAAACUAGGUAAAGAGCCUCUUGUUGAAGCCCUGAAGGUUGGAGAAAUUGGCAAAGAAGGUUGCAGGCCCAGGGUGUACUGUCUGGCCGACAGUGAUGAAGAAUCCUCCAGUGCCGGCUCCUCUGAGGAAGAUGAUGCACCAGAGCCCAGUGCUGGAGACAAACAGCUGCUCCCUGGGGCUGAAGGGUAUGUUGGAGGUCAUCGAACAAGUAAAAUUAUGAGGUUUGUUGAUAAAAUUACCAAGUCAAAAUAUUUCCAAAAAGCAACGGAGACAGAGUUCAUCAAAAAGAAGAUUGAAGAAGUCUCUAAUACACCCCUGCUGCUAACCGUGGAAGUGCAAGAAUGUCGAGGGACCUUGGCGGUCAACAUUCCACCACCCCCGACGGACCGCAUAUGGUAUGGUUUCCGGAAGCCACCGUACGUGGAGCUGAAAGCUCGGCCAAAGCUUGGAGAGAGAGAAGUGACUUUGGUUCAUGUGACGGAGUGGAUAGAGAAGAAACUGGAGCAAGAGUUUCAGAAAGUUUUUGUCAUGCCAAACAUGGAUGAUGUUUAUAUCCCUAUAAUGCACUCGGCCAUGGACCCUCGCUCCACUUCCUGCCUCCUGAAAGACCCCCCUGUGGAGGCCUCUGACCAGCUGUGAUGGGUGAAAAAUGGGACAUUCCCAGUAUGAGACCUAGCUUGAGGUGUGGGGUUUGUGGCUGCCAUCUGUGCUGUGGGGCUGGCCUUUACUGGUCCACAGCCACUGUCUCUUAAAGGACUGCUUCUGCCCUCUGCCUGCGGUGCCCAUUCCACUGUGAGGUGGCGUUCCCUGCACCCAGUGACUGGUGUCUGGUUGUCUGUUGCAAAGCUUGGACUGGCAAAGGAGACUGGAAGAACCAUCGUGGCGGAGCCAGAAGUUACAGCUGACUAACACCGUGGCUUGCUUUUUUUUUUUUUUUUUUUUUCUUUUUGAAGUCUACCAGGUUUUGUGGCAGCAAGAGUACAUUUGGAUCAAGCUGUACAACUGGAAGCCUCCCCCUUGCCUCUUGAUUCCUCCAAAGCUUUUCCUCAGGCAGCUGGUGCACAAUGGAACACUUUUCCACUCUACACUUUGUACCAUGAUUGCAGCCCUCCACACUUGAAGAAUGUCACUGUGGUAACCUGUGUGGAGUGUGGUUUUGUGAGCCAUUUCAUUGGUGGUAAAGAUAGGCAUAGCAACUCUUUUUCAUAUUAAAUUGUGCAUUUUUGGAAGCAAGUAGCCAUAGGACACACACCCACAAACACACUUUCAGCUGGGGCGGGGACAGAGGGUUUCAUGUGAACAUCAGGCAAAGCCAUGAGAUCAAACCAUCCCAAAUGAGGUA
Molecule: messenger RNA, 2290 nt
Organism: Peromyscus maniculatus bairdii (prairie deer mouse)
Lineage: Eukaryota; Metazoa; Chordata; Mammalia; Rodentia; Cricetidae
Source: RefSeq, a predicted model, not a curated record